Molecule: messenger RNA, 4822 nt
Organism: Anopheles coluzzii
Lineage: Eukaryota; Metazoa; Arthropoda; Insecta; Diptera; Culicidae
Gene: bves
Product: blood vessel epicardial substance
Exons: 8
Coding region: 890-2206 (438 amino acids)
Cellular component (GO): sarcolemma
Molecular function (GO): cAMP binding
Source: RefSeq, a predicted model, not a curated record
GGGUACGGGAACUGUCAAACAGGCGAGAUUGUUUACCAAAAAAUGUUGUACCAGGGGCAGGAGCGACCGAACGUUCAGUGAGGAAAAUAAUAUGCGAAUGGGCGAUCGGCGAGGUAGGCUGUAGUGUACAUAACAUCUCGAUGCGAGGGAGCACAGAAUCUAAGCACGACUGAUCUCUCGAUUCCGACGCAAAGGCUUCAAAUGUGGCGCCCUUCGUUUGGAUCUGCACCCGGCGAGACUGUAUGGAAUGAGCAACGAAUACACACACUGAAUGCAAACAGCACCAUGUUAAAGCCGCUCCCCAGAUCGGCCGUUUGAGCGAUAUAAUCAUCGAUACAAAAAGAGCAGCCCCCCCCCCCCCCCCCCUCUCCUCACAGCAAAGUAGGCAGCAAAACAUCCGGUUUAAAUGCCGCACUUCGAACGCACCCACUAACUGCCGGUGCAUCGAACCAGAAGGUUCAAGCGUGUAGUAACGGGAAGAAAACGCUUCCUUUCGCAAUCGUUCGUACGCGGCGUGACCGCAGCGGGGCCUGGAGACACGCUGUGCCCCGCCGUGUCUGUUGGGGCCGCAAUUCCCCUCCGUACUGGUGCCAAUGUGUUUCCGGUCUGCACAUAAGGUGUGAUACGGCUUGCCCUGGUUUUGUCGACCUUUGGAAGGAUUUUUUCACGUGCCAGUUUGCGCAACAAACCGACAUCAGUAAUCAUCAGCGGCACCGGCCACUGCGGUCCGGUGUGCUUUGACGCCAAGCUGGAUCUUUUGCGCUGGCUAGCGUGCUUGGUGGGCGCACUCGCGCUCGUGCUGGUCGAGGCGGUCGCACUGCAGCACCAGCUCGACGCGUCCGACUCUGGGCCCGGCGGACCGGCGCUAGAGGAUGGGCCGGGCGGCCGGAUGGGAACGAGUGGCAGCGGCCAUGCCGGCGGGCACCAUCACCACCGGCAGCCGGCUGAACCCGUCGGCGUUGAAGAAAACGACCAGGAGGAAACGAUCGUGGUGCCGCAGGUUUCGCGCAGCAUCAGCGCCAGCCACGGGCGGCCGUACGAGCGAGCCAACGGUGGAAGCGGUGGGCUUGGUGCCCAGGGCCGCAAUGGGCACAAUGGCAGCAGCAGCAAUGGUAGCAUCGGAAGCAACGGCAGCAACGGCAACAGUGGUAGUAGCAAUGGCGAAUCCACCUCCUACCGUGCGACGAAGAAAGCGCCCCAGGAAGGGAACGGUGUCCAUCACGACAACGAGCACACGAUCCGGAUGCUGAUCGACUGGAACUGGCCAAAGUGCUUCAGCUUCGAGCCGAAGGAGCAUCUAUACUAUCACAUCGGGCAUGCGCUGUUUCUGGUGGCCUUCCUCGCACCGAACAUACCGUGCGGGUUCCUGUGGUUGCGCUGUGCGGCCAUCGCCGGCUGCAUACUGAUGGUGCUGUGGGGCUGGUUCGUAGCCUGCAGCCUGGACGCGGUCGUCUGGUUCAGCCUGUUUCUGCUGGUGAACGCUUUCUACGUGGUGGUGCUGCUCUGUAAGCUGCGCCCGGUCAAGUUCGAGAAGGAGAUUGAAUCGGUGUACGUUGCCUUGUUUAAGCCGCUGCGCGUGUCGCGCCACCAGUUCAAGAAGGUGCUGAACUGCAUGAAGAUUGUACGGCCGCUGAAGUACCAGGAAAUUUACGUGCAGGAAAAAAUAACCAAAGUCGACAGUUUGUCUCUAGUGCUGUCGGGAAAAUUAGUAGUUUCACAGAAUCAAAAAGCGCUUCAUAUAGUAUUUCCACAUCAGUUUCUCGAUUCACCCGAAUGGUUCGGUGUUUCUACCGAUGACUAUUUUCAGGUGUCAAUCAUGGCGAUGGAGGAGUCGCGUGUACUCAUCUGGCACCGGGAUAAGCUGAAGCUUUCCAUCAUGGCGGAACCGUUCCUGCAGGCCGUGUUCGAUCACAUACUCGGACGGGAUGUGGUGAAAAAAUUAAUGCAGGUCACACAGGUCAGCGAAACGAUGGCGCAAAGCAACGGCUGCAUUGCGUCAGGCUAUGGCGACGACUCGGAAGAUAAACCGAUGCUGGUGAUGAAGAGCAAAGGUACCGACAAUGGGGGGCACGGGCUGACGGCCUUGAUAAAUCGCCAGCUGCAAGCUCUCCCACGGAUCUCGAAGUAUUAUUACUGUGUAGCAACCGAUCAUAAUGCGUGGCGGCUGGGACGAAUCGAUGAAACCGACCACGAGACGGCCGUAUAGAAGUUAUCGGACCAUCAUCUUAGCGGGCUGACCUGAGUGCGGGCCGGCAACAGCAGGACAACACUUUCAAAUACAACCAAUUUUGUGAUACUAUAAAUGUUAUUAUCUGUAAGACGCCAUGUUAGAGUAUCUUUGAGAAAGGGGAAAGUUAAAAAGAAAGGGAGAGAGAAAGAGAGAGCAAGAGACAAAGAGAGCAAGAGAGAGAGAGAGAGAGAGAGAGAGAGAGAGAGAGAGAAAGAGAGAUAGGCGAUAAAAAUGAAUGAUUUUAUAAAAAUAAUAAAAUCCCUGUAAGGAAUUGUUCAAAUACUAAAUGUCUUAGGAUUUGUCGCUGGAAGGCCAUAGUGCUGUUGGAUGCUUUCAUUACAUUACCAACCGACAGUACAGACGCGAUACUUGAGAUGGACAACAGCGAACGAAAGAUAAUGAAAUAGGGAGGGAGAAAGAGAGUAAGACCGAAUGCUGCAGAUUAUAAUGAAAUAGUAAAUGGGACAUUGGCUGUUGAUCGUUACUUCGCGAUCCAUGUCAAAAGGCAGUGUUUUCUUCUCAUACAUUUAAUUUAUUUGCCCAACAUCGCUUAUCUUUCCUUUCAUCUAUAUGUUUAUAUUUUGCACAGGAAAGUAAAGACAAAAAUCAAGAACUCUUUGUUCAUAAAUUCAUAGCUCGUUCAAAGCCAUCUUACCAAAAGAAGAUGUACAAAAACCUCCCAAACUGUCACUUUAAUCUCUAUUACGUAAACUUAAUACAAUUUUAAAUGACAAUACUAUAAACGACGCGUUCGUCUUGUGAUUGUUUUCCAACAUUACUUUAAUUAAAAGUAUGUUUGAAAAAUAAAAACGGAUAUCAGAAACGUUUAUACACGUUGCACUGACGCGCGGUUAGGAAACAUUAAAGCGAGUGAAACAUAUAGCGAGUGAUAUAUGUCAUUGCAGUCGGUGAAAGGAAAUCAAGAUCAGGAUAGUGCUGAUAGGAAAAGCGUGCUCUAGCAGAAACUAUUUUUCAAUUUAUGCAAUCGCUUGCCUUACUAAAUACUAUUGAAUAAUACAGAAAACCAAAAAUACUCCCAAUAGUCUUCUGCUACUUUUAGGGGCGAUAAUUUUGUUACUGUCGGGUUCAGGUUCCAGUACAUCCUGGAUAACACAUCGUUGUGCCGAGGAAAGUACAGUUAAUUACUUAUGCAAGAUAUACUGUCAAAGGAACUAUGGCAUUGCAUCGUUCCGAUAUACGGUUUGCGUACUUCAAAGCGUCGUAGGCAAUACCAGGCCAAAAAUCAUGCAAUAAUACACAUUGCAAAGUUGGUUGUUUAAACCCAUUGUAAUAAACCCGCUGGUUCUGUUUCUCAAAAAUGGUUGUUGUCCGGGAUGCGCCUACCCCUUGAACCCGCAAAGCUGCCGCCUUCGCAUUUAUUAUCAAUCUGUCGGCGGUUUAAGUGUCAGUUAAACAGGCGAAACAUAGGCGAGAUAGGAAGAAAAAAAGGCGGUAACACUAUUUCGCUCGCGACUGGACGGGCAGUCGUAGACUUAGACACCCCCGCACACUUACACCCACAUUUGCCUGCACGGUGCACGCAUUUGGUUUGUCGGUGGUUUGCUGGCGGCAAGUACCAGUAGUAGUUCGGUGGGUCGAGCCGUGUUUAGUGUAGCACACAGCGGGCACAUUUAUACACGGCUGAACCGUAAUGGCGUUAGUGUGUGACUUUCAAUGUGCAUGUUUUAAUUGAAUCGUUGUUGUGAAGCAAAAGCAGGUUAACGUACGGUGCGCACUGUUCUGCGGAAUAGUUGUUUUAAAACAAAACAAAAGAACCCCAUAUGGAUAGAUAUACACUAUUAAUAAUAGAUAUAUAUACAUAUAAUAUAUUGUAUUUUUCCUUAGCCAACCUGAAACAGUUGGUGUCGUGAAGCAUUCUGAGUUGGUUUAACUACCUGAAAGGAAACUCUGAAAUGCACGGACACGAGGUGUAAAGAUAGUACCCAUAGGUUAAAAACGUGGACGUGUGUUGAGGCGAUGGUGCUGCAAAAAACUCAUCCUAGCUUCAUUAAAUUUGUUAGACUCUUGUUCAUUUUUACCCUCCUCUCAAUCCCUUUUCCUUACUAGUGCUAAUUUCUUCCUUCUAUCCCUGUUGAGAUAUAUGAAAAGAACCGAUUCUAUAGUUAUACAAAUUUAGGUGAAAUACAUAGCAAAAGUGAAAGUAACAGAGCGGUAAAUCGAGAGAAAAAGAGGAAGAAAGCAAAAACCAAACACAAUACUUCAAGAACAAUGUGAUGUCUCCGGAAUCAUAGAGAACCUUCUUUCGGCAUGAGCAGGACGUUAUGCGGAAUAUUUCUCUCAUUUUUGUUUAGAUAGGACAAAAUAAUCAUCUAGCAGGGAGGUAAGGGUUUGACAAUUACUGACCCGUAAAUAAGCAAAUAGGUGGCAAAGAAAUGGCAACCUGUACUGAAGCCGUACAUAUGGCGGGAGACGAAUCACAGCAAACCCCUUGCAGAGGACCUCUUUGGCAGGCGUUAGAGUUUAACGUUAGUUCUGUGUAAAGCCCGCGGUGAGAUUUGGCGCCGCGGCAAAUGUAUGAACGGUUACUUAAAUAAUGAAAAUAAAAAAAAAUCCUACAUUUACACUAACAAA